Molecule: messenger RNA, 5391 nt
Organism: Adelges cooleyi (spruce gall adelgid)
Lineage: Eukaryota; Metazoa; Arthropoda; Insecta; Hemiptera; Adelgidae
Gene: brm
Product: ATP-dependent helicase brm
Exons: 17
Coding region: 320-5212 (1630 amino acids)
Biological process (GO): positive regulation of transcription by RNA polymerase II
Cellular component (GO): nucleus
Molecular function (GO): ATP binding; histone binding; transcription factor binding
Source: RefSeq, a predicted model, not a curated record
GUCACUCGGCAGUCGGCUCGAUUAUUGUGACUUGUGAGAAUAUUUUUUUUUUUUAUUUGGUAAAACUUUUUACAUUUACCAAGCUAUCUCAGCUUUUUUAUUUAUGGUUCGUCGAUCCAUUAGCCUUCAUUGAUUUUAGGAGUGUACCUAAGAGCUGAUCGUGCGUCAAAAGACUUCCAUUACAGAUUAGUUGACGGUUGUUUUCGAUCGGCGACUUGUGACUUUCGGCCAGCGGAAUGUCGCGUCAUUAGUGGCGUUGCCGUUUAUCUUUUCUUUUGGUAUUCAUAAUUAAAGUGUAUUAAACACUGUGUAGCAACAAAUGGCGAGUCCUUCGCCGAACCCGAUGGGACCGCCUGGUUCCAACCUCCAGCAACAACAGCCCCCGCCGAUACAACAACCGCAACAGCAACCACCACAACAACAACCACAACAGCCGCCUCAACAACAGCAGAUGCAGUCACCGCAACAGCAACAGCAACCACCUCCUCAACAACAGCAUCCACAACAACAGCAACCGCCCGGGCCACCGCAACCAUUACCGACACAAAACUAUUCGCCAAGUCAACCAGGGCCUCCAGCGUCGCCGAACAUUCAGCAGGGCACGCAAACCUUUCCGCCUCCAGGAAUUCAAUCAAGUGGCCCUCCACAAGAAAAUUUGAAUGCAUUGCAAAGGGCUAUUGAUUCAAUGGAAGAGAAAGGAUUACAAGAAGAUCCUAGAUAUUCUCAAUUGUUGGCGCUUAGAGCUCGUCAAGGUAAUAUGGACCCAAAUCAGAGACCACCUCCUUCAAUGCAAGGAAAUUAUCCACCUCAUCCUGACAAGCCACCAUCGCCUCAGCAAAAUUCUCCAAAUCCAAAUGGUCCGAUCGGACCACCAUCACAAAGUAACUUAACGCAAUCCCAAAUGCAACAACUCAGAGUUCAGAUUAUGGCUUAUAGACUACUGGCUCGCCAACAACCGUUGACCCAACAGUUGGCUAUGGCUGUCCAAGGCAAAACUCCUCCUCAAGGCUAUCCCCCUGUACCUUCACCACAUCAUCGUCAAUUAGAACCAGGAGAAAUAGUGGAUAAUAAUAUGUGUAUGCAACCGACUUCUGCUCCCAUGAGAGGACCAUUGCCGCCAAUGCAAAACCCUCCUCGACAGUCUUUGCCAUCUGGUCCAGUUCCACAGUCUAUACGCAUGCCGCAAUCUGGAGCAACUCCACAACUUCCUCAAAUACAACCAACAUCGAGUGUUCAACAUCCACAUAGCCAACCACAGAACCAACCUCCAUCGACAAUUGUCAAUGGACCUCAACCACUUCCUCCGAGUAUGGGACCAACGCCACCAGUCAAUAUGCCACAAACGCCACAAAUUUCUGCACCUCAACCAGUUGGUCAACCACCAAUAGGUGGAGGAGUUCCUCAGCAACCCAUGAUGGGCGGACCACAACAAAUGACAGCAGGAGUUCCACCGCACAUGCCUAACAUGCCUACUACAAAUGGGCCAUCUCAUCAACAACCAUCACCUCAGCAACAACAGCCGCAGCAACAGCAACCUCAGCAGCAGCCACAACAGCAGCAGCAGCAGCAAACACCUGGUCCACCAGCUCCUCCUAAACAAAACAGAACUACAACCUGUCCUAAACCGGUUGGAUUAGACCCUCUCAUCAUUUUACAGGAACGAGAAAACCGCCUAGCUGCUCGAAUUGCCCAUCGUGUCAAACAGUUGAGUAAUUUACCCACAACGAUGAGUGACGAUUUACGAAUUAAAGUAGAAAUUGAGCUAAGAGCAUUGCGAGUUUUAAAUUUCCAAAGACAAUUAAGAGCCGAAGUAGUAGCCUGUACUCGUAGAGAUACUACUUUGGAAACUGCGGUUAACGUUAAAGCAUAUAAGCGAACAAAACGACAAGGUCUGCGAGAAGCAAGGGCAACAGAAAAAUUAGAAAAACAACAAAAAUUGGAAGCCGAACGAAAGAAACGACAAAAGCAUCAAGAAUACCUCAGUACAGUACUACAGCACUGUAAAGAUCUUAAAGAGUACCAUAGAAACAAUAUCGCUAAAAUAGGAAGGUUGAACAAAGCCGUGCUCAAUUAUCAUGCUAAUGCUGAGCGCGAACAAAAGAAAGAACAGGAGAGAAUUGAAAAAGAACGUAUGCGUAGAUUGAUGGCAGAAGAUGAAGAAGGAUACAGAAAAUUGAUCGAUCAAAAGAAAGAUAAGCGGUUAGCGUUCUUAUUGUCGCAAACUGAUGAAUACAUUGGAAACCUCACGGAAAUGGUUAAAGAGCAUAAAUUAGAACAAAAGCGCAAACAACAGGAAGAACAAAAAAAGAAAAAAAAGAAGGAUGGCCCUGAGGACUUAGAUGAAAGUUCGCAACAAUCGGACAUGCAUGUUUCAGUUAUUGAACAGUCAACUGGCAAAACAUUAAAAGGAGAAGAAGCUCCAUUGACGUCACAAUUGAACAGCUGGUUGGAAGCUCAUCCAGGUUGGGAAGUAGUUGAAGCAUCAGAUGAUGAAGACGAUGACGAACAAGACGACGAAGAAGGAAGCAACCUAAAAAGCAAAAAGACAACUGUCGAAAAGGAAAAUGAUCCAGAGCCGAUUAAAAAGACCAAAAUGGACGAUGACGAGUAUAAAAAUGCAUCUGAAGAACAUACUUAUUACAGUAUUGCUCAUACAAUUCAUGAAAGUGUUACUGAGCAAGCUUCAAUUUUAGUUAACGGUAAUCUCAAAGAAUACCAAAUAAAGGGUCUCGAAUGGUUGGUAUCAUUAUUUAACAAUAACUUAAAUGGAAUACUCGCUGAUGAGAUGGGUUUAGGAAAAACGAUUCAAACUAUUGGACUAAUUACCUAUCUUAUGGAAAAAAAGAAAGUCAACGGACCCUUCUUAAUUAUUGUGCCUUUGUCAACAUUAUCCAAUUGGGUAUUGGAAUUUGAAAAAUGGUCUCCAUCUGUUUGUGUGGUCGCAUAUAAAGGCUCCCCAAUUAUGCGUCGCACAUUACAAGCACAAAUGCGUUCUUCUAAAUUCAAUGUGUUAUUAACAACAUACGAGUACGUCAUUAAGGAUAAAGCAGUUUUGGCCAAAUUGCACUGGAAAUACAUGAUUAUUGACGAAGGACAUCGUAUGAAAAAUCAUCAUUGUAAAUUAACUCAAGUCCUAAACACUCAUUACAAUGCUCCACACCGACUACUGUUGACUGGUACACCUCUACAAAACAAACUUCCAGAACUUUGGGCUCUGCUUAACUUUUUACUACCAUCUAUUUUCAAAUCCUGUUCCACGUUCGAACAAUGGUUUAACGCACCAUUUGCAACUACAGGAGAAAAAGUGGAAUUAAACGAAGAAGAAACUAUUUUGAUUAUUCGUCGUUUACACAAAGUGUUACGUCCAUUCUUGUUACGUCGUCUAAAGAAAGAAGUGGAAUCACAGUUGCCCGAUAAAGUUGAAUAUAUUGUCAAAUGUGAUAUGUCUGGUCUCCAACGAGUGUUGUACAAACACAUGCAGAGUAAAGGUGUGCUGCUCACCGAUGGUACGGAAAAGGGCAGCAAAGGCAAGGGUGGUGCAAAGGCUCUUAUGAACACUAUCGUUCAGUUGCGUAAGCUUUGCAACCAUCCGUUCAUGUUCCAAAGUAUCGAAGAAAAAUUCUGUGAACAUGUCGGAACUGCUGGCAAUGUUAUUCAGGGACCGGAUUUAUACAGAGUGUCUGGAAAAUUUGAAUUACUGGAUCGUAUCUUACCAAAACUGAAAGCCACCAAUCAUAGAGUUUUGUUGUUUUGUCAAAUGACACAGCUAAUGACCAUCAUGGAAGAUUAUUUAGGUUGGCGAGGAUUUGCAUAUCUAAGAUUAGAUGGUACCACUAAAGCCGAAGACAGAGGUGAUCUGUUGAAGAAAUUUAAUAGUGCUGGCAGUGAAUACUUUUUAUUCUUGUUGAGUACAAGAGCCGGCGGUCUUGGUUUGAAUUUACAAGCGGCCGACACGGUUAUUAUAUUUGACUCGGAUUGGAAUCCCCAUCAAGAUUUACAAGCUCAAGAUCGUGCCCAUCGUAUAGGUCAAAAGAACGAAGUUCGAGUAUUGCGCCUUAUGACUGUUAAUUCCGUGGAAGAACGUAUUUUGGCUGCAGCGCGUUAUAAAUUAAACAUGGAUGAGAAAGUUAUCCAAGCUGGUAUGUUUGAUCAAAAAUCUACAGGAUCGGAACGACAACAGUUUCUGCAUUCUAUUCUCCACCAAGACGACGGUGAUGAUGAGGAAGAAAAUGAAGUACCAGAUGACGAAGUUGUGAACCAAAUGAUUGCUCGGUCGGUAGACGAAUUUGAAUCAUUCCAAAAAAUGGAUAUUGAGCGUAGGAGAGAGGACGCAAAACUUGGUCCUAAUCGAAAAUCCAGACUCAUUGAAAUUUCAGAAUUACCAGAAUGGCUUGUUAAAGAUGAAGAUGAGGUCGAAAGAUGGACGUAUGAAGAAGAUUCAGAGGAAAUAAUGGGACGGGGUUCUCGCGCUCGUAAAGAAGUGGAUUACACAGACAGUUUGACGGAAAAAGAAUGGUUAAAAGCAAUCGAUGAAAACGUCGAAGAUUUCGAUGAAGAUGAAGAAGAAGAAGUUAAAUCAAAUCGCAAAGGCAACCGGGGGAAAAAAAGGGGAAGAAGAAAUGCCGAUGAUGAUGACGAUCCUCCGAUUAGAAGACGCAAAACAGUUGGACCCGAAGAAAUGAAGCUCCGUAAAAAAAUGAAAGCCAUCAUGAAUAUUGUUGUCAAGUAUACGGACGCUGAUUCCAGAAUAUUAAGCGAACCAUUUAUGAAGUUGCCGUCCAGACACAAACUACCUGACUACUAUGAAAUAAUAAAAAAACCAAUGGACAUAAAGAAAAUUAUGACUAAAAUCGAAGACGGAAAAUACGCCGAUUUAAAUGACCUCGAAGCAGAUUUCACACAACUAUGUAAGAAUGCACAAAUAUACAAUGAAGAAGCUUCACUGAUUCAUGAAGAUUCUAUAGUCUUACAAUCAGUGUUUACUAACACUCGUCAACGACUUGAGACUACUGACGUUAGUGAAUCUGGGCCAGAAGAAGGCACUAAAAGUGAAGACGAAGUGUCGGAUGCUGAUACAACAUCGUCUUCGGUUAAAAUGAAGCUGAAAAUGAAAAACCGCGGUAAAGGUUCCGAAGUGCGAACUUCUAAUCGACGUAAGAAGAAGAAGCAAGUCAGUGAUGACGAAGACGAUGAGGAAGAUUCUAAUUUGUAGUUCAUAAAAAAUUUUAAGUACUUUUUAGAUUUUUAAAUUUGAUAGAAACUUAAUUUAAAAUGUUAUUUUAGGAAUAUUUUUUUUUUCUAAAAUUUUAAUAACUAGAUUUAGAUGAUAACAAUUAAAAUGAUAAAUAUAUAUAAAUAUGAUUGUUUAUAAUUAAACUUAUACAAAUAUUA